This is a messenger RNA of Platichthys flesus (European flounder), 5452 nucleotides long. RefSeq names its product MBT domain-containing protein 1-like. Gene Ontology annotation, molecular function: zinc ion binding. The record is from RefSeq and is a predicted model, not a curated record. The coding region runs from base 192 to 2360 and encodes 722 amino acids. NCBI's taxonomy places the organism in Eukaryota, Metazoa, Chordata, Actinopteri, Pleuronectiformes, Pleuronectidae. The transcript is spliced from 18 exons. Gene Ontology annotation, biological process: regulation of DNA-templated transcription. Gene Ontology annotation, cellular component: nucleus.
GGGGUCACCGGAGAAGUCCCCGUCUCGACUCUACAAAACACACGAAGCAGAGCCGUCAGCCAAUCAGAGGCCCCCGUUCAGCACCGCGGCGCCUGCGCACUGCGGCUCUGAUGUUUGUUGAUAUGUGAGCUGCGGUUCUGUGCGGGAUCCUCUGCGGGUCUGUGCGGGGAUCUGUGCGGUGCUGCCGCCCGAUGGAGAACCUCAGAGACCUGGUGGAGCGUCCGUCCAGGAAGCGCCGGGACUCCUUCGGGAUGCUGGACGGGUUGGACGAAGACCGCAGCAGCUGCAGCACAGAGUCCAGUGGAGGCAGCGGAGCGUCCAGCCCAGAGGACAGUGAGGAUGAAGAGUUAGGAGGAGGAGGAGGAGGAGUGACUCCACUCACUGCCACCUCCUCCUCCUCCUCCUCCUCCCUGACGCUCAUCAAGACCAACGGGCAGGUGUACACGUAUCCUGACGGGAAGGCCGGCAUGGCGACGUGUGAGAUGUGUGGAAUGGUCGGAGUCAGAGAUGCUUUCUACAGCAAAACCAAACGUUUCUGCAGCGUCUCCUGCUCCAGAAGCUUCUCAUCCAACUCCAAGAAGGCCAGCAUCCUCGCCAGACUGCAGGGGAAACCUCCCACUAAGAAAGCCAAGGUUCUCCACAAACAGCCUCUGAUGACCAAACUCGCUGCCUACGCUCAGUCCCACCAGCAGGGCGGCGCCAGAAAGAGCGUCACUGCGGACAUGUUUGACUGGCCUCGUUACCUUGGAGAGGGGGGGGCGAUGGGAGCGCCGGUCAGCUGCUUCAAACAUGUGCCGAUGGGGAAGUCGUGGGACGACAUCAGUGAAGGAGUUCGUGUUGAGGUCCCAAACACUGACAGUGGACUUCCCCUGAAGGUGUACUGGAUCGCUGGCAUCGUCAAACUGGCAGGUUUUAAAGCCCUGCUGAGGUACGAGGGCUUCGACAGCGACUCCACCAGAGACUUCUGGUUGAACCUGUGUGUGCCGGACAUCCACCCGGUGGGCUGGUGUGCUGCCGGAGGGAAGCCACUGGUCCCGCCCCAGACCCUCGGGCACCGGUUCAACAACUGGAAGAGCUUCCUCAUCAACAGACUGACGGGAUCCAAGACCCUGCCGCCGGACUUCUGCUCCAAGGUGCAGGACAGUUUGCAGUUUCCCUUCAAGAAGCAGAUGCGGCUGGAGGUGGUGGAUAAGACUCACCUGUGUCGGACUCGGGUCGCUCUGGUGGAACAGGUGAUCGGCGGUCGCCUGCGUCUCGUCUACGAGGAGUGUGACGAUGGGACGGACGACUUCUGGUGUCACAUGAACAGUCCUCUGAUCCACAGCAUCGGCUGGUCUCGAUCCAUCGGACAUCGCUUCAAACGCUCCGAUGUGACGAAGAGGCUGGACAGUCCGGUGGACGCUCCGGGGAAGCUGUUCGCCAAGGUGAAGGAGGUGGAUCAGAGCGGCUCGUGGUUCGAGGACGGGAUGAAGCUGGAGGCCAUCGACCCUCUGAACCUGUCGGCCAUCUGCGUGGCCACAGUGAGGAAGGUCCUGGCUGACGGGCACCUGAUGAUCGGCAUCGACGGGUCGGAGGCGGCAGACGGUUCCGACUGGUUCUGUUAUCACUGCACCUCUCCCUCCAUCUUCCCCUCCGGCUUCUGUGAGAUCAACAGCAUCGAGCUGACUCCGCCCAGAGGUUACUGCAGCCUCCCGUUCAGGUGGUUCGAGUAUCUGAGGGAAAGUAAAUCUGUGGCUGCUCCGGUCCAGCUCUUCAACAGGGACGUCCCCGACCACGGCUUCCACCCCGGGAUGAAGCUGGAGGCCGUCGACCUCAUGGAGCCCCGGCUCGUGUGCGUGGCCACCGUGACCCGCAUCGUCCACCGGCUGCUGCGGAUCCACUUCGACGGCUGGGAGGACCAGUACGACCAGUGGGUGGACUGUGAGUCACCUGACCUGUACCCAGUGGGCUGGUGUCAGCUGACUGGAUACCAGCUGCAGCCGCCUGCUGCUAACGCAGCCCAUCUGUGUGUUUCAGGCUCCAGAGAAUCACGAGCCUCCAAACAGAGGAAGAAAUCCCAGCAGUACAAGGGACAGAAGAAGAAGAGGAAGCUGCCCGUCGCCAAGCGACCCGUCAGUCUGUCUGGCGCCGUGGUAACAAGCGUCCCCAGGAGUGUCUCUGGAGACGAGGAUGAGACGCCGCCUGAUUACCCAUCACCCCCCAUUCCUGUCUCCGCAGCUCAACCCCUGUCUGCAGGUCCAGAGAGCAGCCCCCACACCGAGGGGGGGGCAGGUUCACACGUUAAAGACGAGUUUCGUCCCGAGACGACUGAGACCAAUGGAUCCUCUGGAGAUUUCUUCAUCAACCAGGACCAGUCGUAGGCCUCCUCAUCCUCAGUGGAGGAGGUCAGAGUUCAUCCUCUCACAUCCACUCUACAGUCGACUGUGUUGGUCAGUUUACAGACACAAAGAAAGACAUUAAAUCCUCAUGAUGCACUGUACAUAACUUUUUUAGAUGUCCCUUGUCCCAUCUGCUAACAUGGAGGAGGAUGGGAUCAUGAUUUAUACUGCAGCCAGACACCAGGGGGCAUUGGAGCCGUCAUGUUUAUUGAUAGACUCUGAUUCUCACACAUUAGUCACAACAAACCAAAUCAACACUUAUCCGACAUGUAUCUUUAAUCAGACAACAUACACCACCAAGCUAACUAGCUCGUUAGCAUGCUAACGGGAUGGGAAUGAAAGGCGUAGGGUCAGAGAUUAAAGAGAUUAAAGAGUAAAUCUCACUCUCUCUCUUUUAAAUUUUAAUCAAGAACAAAUCGUUUCACGUGAAGAAAAAAGACUCGUCGCAGUUUAACUGGAAAGUUAAAUAGAGAAGAAGAGAAUGUUCCUCUGAGAAAAGAAAUGAACUAAGAAAAUACAACAAGAUGGUAAAACUUCUACAAUGAUUUAUAAUAUCUAAGAUCUUUAUUUGUUCGUGUUUUAGUGUUUGAAAGUUAAAACUUUAAUAAUAGAACAUGUAGCUGUAUAACGUCAUUUAAUGUGUGUGUGUCUGUAUGUGUGAGUGCGUGUGUGUGCUUGUGUGUGUGAGAAUCGUGUGAUAGAUGUGUUAUACUUAAACUGUAAAAUAUGAUAUCAGAAAAAAAAAAUAUUUAAGGCGGGAAAAUACCAAUGAUUAUUCAAAAAAAUUCUCACUCAGAAUUUGUGUCCAACUUAAAUGAAACGUGACAAAAUGUUAACACACUCAUUUUACCAUUUAUGACGUAACACAAAAUGUUCUGAUAGAAUUAACUUUUUGUGUUGAAUUAAAUUAAAAUGAAGUUAUUUCACCAAAUCAUCGAAAAUUAAAAAAUCUCUGCAUCUUCAGACUGUGACAGUGACAAGGUUACAUAACUUGAUUUUAUUUAAAUAUUUAUUAUUUAAAAUAUAUAUUCCCAGGCUUUUAAAUGCAAAAAUUCGUUCUUUCAUUAAUUUAGUUCCUCAUUCGAUUUAAUCUGCAGCAGUGAGAAGAGAAAAAUUCUGUUCUGCACUACCUCUCAGUGACCAGCAGAGGGCGACACCAGUGUUUUUAUGUUGCCUAAAGAAAAAAGUUCAUAUUAUUUCAAAAGUUUAAAUAAUAUUUUUGAUCACUAACUUUUCGUAUUUCAAAAACAUUUGUUAUUUGUCAUAAUUUGGCAAAAAAAACUAUAAUGGAGAUAAUUUUUAGAACAUGGUUUGCAUUUGUUCAUUUGAUUAAAAGAGAAUUGUAUGAAAAGGUUUCCACAUUCUAACAUAAAAGUUUAAUAACUAAUGAAUGGAACCAAUAUGAUUUUGUUCAUAAUGUCAUCAAGCUGCAGAUUCACAAAAAGAAAAGAUUCAAAUUCUUCUGAAGCUGACGCUCGGAGCUGAAACUCACUAUGAUCAAAUAAAUCAAAUAGAAAUCAAUUUGAUAAAGAAUUAUGUAAAACAUAAAUAACCAAUGAUCCAUAAUUAACUUUUUCAUCUUGUUGGAAGAUAUGGAUGCCUAUUUCUGACACAAAUAUAAAAGAGAAAGUGAAAAUAUAUAGAGCAUUAUGCAGACUAACUUAAUUAUAUAAAUAUGACAAUAUAAGAGAAAAUUCAGAAUUUCAAAUAUAUUACAUGUUAAAUAUUUGUUCCUCUUAUAUUAUGACACUAAUGUCUUGUGUUUUUAUUUUCUUUAGUUUUUCACAUGGAAAUGUGCGUGUGUAUCUCAAUUCUGAUUUAAUCUGAUCUAAACAGAUCUAAUCUGAUUUAAUCUAAUCUGAUUUAAUCUGAUCUGAUUUAAUCUGAUCUGAUUUAAUCUAAUCUGAUUUAAUCUGAUCUGAUCUAAAUAGAUCUAAUCUGAUUUAAUCUAAUCUGAUUUAAUCUGAUCUGAUCUAAAUAGAUCUGAUCUGAUUUAAUCUGAUCUGAUUUAAUCUAAUCUGAUUUAAUCUGAUCUGAUUUAAUCUGAUCUGAUUAAUCUGACCUGAUUUAAUCUGAUCUGAUUUAAUCUAAUCUGAUUUAAUCUGAUCUGAUUUAAUCUGAUCUGAUUUAAUCUAAUCUGAUUUAAUCUGAUCUGAUUUAAUCUGAUCUGAUUUAAUCUGAUCUGAUUUAAUCUAAUCUGAUUUAAUCUAAUCUGAUUUAAUCUGAUCUGAUUUAAUCUGAUCUGAUUUAUUCUGAUCUGAUCCAUGUGCAGCACUAAGAAAAUGUCUUCAGCUCCUGGAGAAAAUCUCUUUAAAGGAUCAGCCGUUUUUUAAAGUGUCGUCUGUGUUUGUAGUGAGUUUCUACAGCGUCUAUAAUAAGUGUAUUUUUUGUAUUAUGGUGCUAAAUAUAGAUGAAAUCACAUGUUUGAUAACGUUUGUAAUGAUUUUGACGAAUCGUCUGUGACUCUGGUGAAGUCGUUGUUCCUGCUGUUUGCAAUAGAUUUUCUAUAAAGAGAAAAGUAGCAAGGAAGUUUCGUGUGAAGGCCGCAGGAUUUAACGAGUUUAUAAAGUGUUUGUGAGUUUUAAUGUGAUUGAUCGACUGUCGAGGAAAAACCAGACAAAAUGAAGAUGUGAGUGAAACUGUUGAGUGAAGCUUUUGAACCAGUGUGCUGGUGAUCAGGCCUCGAGCUGAAGAAUCCACGGGAACCUUCGGCUGCUUCUGUCCGAGAACCGAUUUUAAAUCCUUUUUGUUCUGGUUUUCCUGCAUUAACAGAUAAAUCUGUAGAAAUGAGUCAAAAGAAAACUGAGACAAACUUUUUACAGCGUGCAGAGGUUAAUGGAAACAUGUUAACGUCCGUGUUGUUCACGUGUUCAAGACGUUUACUGAACACGACACACACACAUGUUACAAAGAAUAUAGAGAAUUCAAUCUAUAUGGUAUUGAUGUAGUUAUGAACUGAUGUUAUCUUUCCUGAAGCUAUUUUUAAACAUUGUGAGAUUUGUUUGGCAGCAUGAUUGUAGAUGUAAAAUAAAUGACUUGAGACAUUUUCUACGAAAUAAAAAGAAAAUAUUGAA